Molecule: messenger RNA, 936 nt
Organism: Kuraishia capsulata CBS 1993
Lineage: Eukaryota; Fungi; Ascomycota; Pichiomycetes; Pichiales; Pichiaceae
Exons: 1
Coding region: 1-936 (311 amino acids)
Biological process (GO): mitochondrion organization
Cellular component (GO): SAM complex
Source: RefSeq, a predicted model, not a curated record
AUGGAAAUUCACGUUUGGGGAGCCGAAAAGGACAUCGCGAUUUUUCAUGCGGAAUCGUUAGCUAUUGCCUGGUAUCAAGUCGUUUUCUACGCUCAUCGGUCGGACCUGUCCAUAGUAACGAGUUCCAACACGUUCAUUUCACCCUCUGGAAGUUUACCUUUUUUGAAAGAUGGCGAAACAUACGUAAACGGGUUUGAAAAUAUUGUGCAGUACCUGCAGAAAAAAAUUCCAAGCAAAGUGACUGCGGCCGCCAAUUACGAGAGUGAACUGGUGGAGAGUGGUCUCAUGCAGUACAUCGAAAAUAAGCUGUCCGUCAUUACAAAAUACACAUAUCUCGUCAACCGAGAAAACUACGAGCGCUUCACUAGAUCCAAAUUUAAAGACUAUCUGCCUUUUCCUAUGCAGUAUGCGCCGCCCCUGGAUCUCAGAAAAGAGGCCGUCGAGGCUGCUAACUCAGUGGGGUUGACCGAGGGUACUAGACAAGCCUCUGAUGACGACGAGGAGAUUAAGGCACUGAAAGAUCAACUCAAGGCAAUACCGACACUCAGCAAUGUUUACAAGACUCAGAUUGACCAGAAGGUAUCGGAAAUUUUGACUAAGAAAGGGGCUGUGGCCAACAUGCAAUGUAUCUAUCUUGCAGAGACCUACCUGUCUCAGAUUACCAAGGUCAUUGAUCUGGAAUCCGAUAAGGCACCAACAGCAUCGGAGAUCUUGUUCAUGGCACACAUAUUCAGCCAGACCUACUCAGAGCUACCAGAUUGCUUCAUGAGAACGUACAUCUCCGACUCACAUCCAGAGCUGUUUGCCAAGGUUCAGCUACUGGCAAAGUCUAUGGAGUUCAAGAUCAAGCGUUCCGACUUGGUGAGAUCUCCCCGGAGCAGCGAAUAUCCAGGCUUGGUAAAUGCAAUCUUAAACUAUGGAAAUACGCUGAUAUGA